AUGGAAUCCUGGCAGCCGUUUAUUCCUUUAUCGUCUAAAACUUAUAAUAAAUACGGUCGCAUCAUUUUAGCAGUGAUCUUUCUCUGUGCUGCGAUUUUGAUCGGAGUUGGAUACGAUUUAAACGAGAAAGCACAUUUUCGUUGCAAUCCUAACAAGACCAUCGCAGCAGAUUUGGUGGCAAAGAACUAUGUCGAGACGACCUGUUAUAUGAAAUAUGAAAAGAAACACCAUCUUUCGGUGCCAGUUAGCAGGUUUGUGGUCAUAAAUUUUCGUCUUAUACUGGCAAUUUCUGUCGCUUACGUUGGCGUUGUGAAUUCCAAGGUUGCGAAAUUUGAAUCUAAAACAGGUCAACAUAUGAACGAGUCUACUCAAGAAUCUUGGCAAGAAGAAA
Molecule: messenger RNA, 391 nt
Organism: Paramuricea clavata
Lineage: Eukaryota; Metazoa; Cnidaria; Anthozoa; Malacalcyonacea; Plexauridae
Source: the annotation of a GenBank genome assembly